This is a messenger RNA of Urocitellus parryii (Arctic ground squirrel), 2505 nucleotides long. The record is from RefSeq and is a predicted model, not a curated record. NCBI's taxonomy places the organism in Eukaryota, Metazoa, Chordata, Mammalia, Rodentia, Sciuridae.
AUGUUGACAUUGAGGGAUGUGGCCAUUGAUUUCUCUGAGGAAGAAUGGAAGUGCCUUGAGCCUGCUCAGCGUGAUUUAUAUAGAGAUGUGAUGUUAGAGAACUACAGAAACCUGGUCUUCCUGGAAUGUAUUUUGGGAGUUUCUUCUCUGCAUGAAUGCAUUCAUGAAAAACGAUUGACAAUUCAUACUCAAGAGAAGGCCUGCAAAUGUAAAGAAUGUGUCAAAGCCAUUAGCCAUUUCUCAACCCUUUCUGAACAUCUGAGAUGGAAUAACAGUGAAAAACUCUACAAAUGUAAAGAAUGUGACAAAGUUGUUUAUCAAAGCUCACUUGAUACUAAACACCAGAGAAUUCAUCCUGGAGAGCGAGACUACUGUUGUAAAGCAUGUGACAAAUCCAAAUCCUUAAAGAAUUCUUCAAACCCUUCUCAAUAUCAAAAGAGUGAUAGUGAAAAUAAGUCCUACAAAUGUAAAGAAUGCAACAAAACCUUUAAUAAAAUCCAAAAUCUUACUCGUCACCAGAAAAUUCAUACUGGACAGAUGCGCUACAAAUGUAAAGAAUGUGAGAAAGAUUUUUAUCAAAAAUCACACCUUGAUGAUCACCAGAGAAGUCAUACUGGAGAAAAGCCCUACAGAUGUGAAGAAUGUGGCAGAGCUUUUUAUCGAAGGUCACACCUUAUUAGCCACCAGAGAAUUCAUACUGGAGAGAAGCCUUACAAAUGUGAAGAAUGUGACAAAGCUUUUUAUCGAAGGUCACAUCUUACUUACCAUCAGAAAAUUCAUACUGGAAAGAAGUCCUACAAAUGUGAAGAAUGGUGCAGAACGUUUAAUGAAAAAACAUCGCUUACUCAACACCAGACUCUGAAUACUGGAGAGAAGCCCUACAAAUGUUUAGAAUGUGAUAGAGCUUUUUUUCAAAGAUCACACCUUGUCAGCCACCAGAGAAUUCAUACUGGAGAGAAGCCCUACAAAUGUGAAGAAUGUGAAAAAGCUUUUUAUCGACGGUCACACCUUGUUAGCCACCAGAGAACUCAUACUGGAGAGAAGCCCUACAGAUGUGAACAAUGUGGCAAAGCUUUUAAUGAAAGAAUAUUACUCACUCAACAUCAGAAUAUCCACACUGGAGAGAAGUCUCACAAAUGUAAAGUAUGUGACAAAGUUUUUUCUCAAAGGUCACACCUUGUUAGCCAUCAGAGAAUUCAUACUGGAGAGAAGCCAUACAAGUGUGAACAAUGUGGCAAAGCUUUUUAUCGACAAUCACACCUUAUUAGCCACCAGAGAAUUCAUACAGGAGAAAAGCCAUACAAAUGUGAAGAAUGUGCCAAAGCUUUUUAUCAAAGAUCACACCUUGUUAACCACCAGAGAAUUCACACUGGACAGAAGCCCUACAAAUGUGAAGAAUGUGGCAAAGCUUUUACUCAAAAAUCACACUUUAGAUGCCAUCAUAGAAUUCAUAGUGGAGAGAAUCCCUACAAAUGUGAAAAGUGUGACAAAGCUUUUAUUGAAACAAAAUCACUUACUCAACAUCAGAGUAUUCAUAGAGGAGAGAAGUCCUACAAAUGUGAAGAAUGUGGCAAAGCUUUUAUUCAAAGAUCACACCUUAUUUGCCACCAGAGAAUCCAUACUGGAGAGAAGCCCUACAAAUGUGAAGAAUGUGGAAAAGCUUUUUAUCGAAGGUCACACCUUGUUUAUCACCAGAGAACUCACACUGGAAAUAAGCCCUACAAAUGUGAACAAUGUGACAAAGCUUUUUAUCAAAGAUCACACCUUGUUGGUCACCAGACUGUGCAUCCUGGAGAGAAGCCCUACAAAUGCAAAGAAUGUGACAAAGCUUUUUWUCAAAGAUCACACCUUGUUAGCCACCAGAGGAUUCAUACUGGAGAGAAGCCCUACAAAUGUGAACAAUGUGGCAAAGCUUUUUAUCGACGAUCACACCUUAUUAGCCACCAAAUAAUUCAUACAGGAGAAAAGCCCUACAAAUGUGAACAAUGUUGCAAAGCAUUUUAUCGAAGAUCAUACCUUAUUUGCCACCAGAGAAUUCAUAGUGGAGAGAAGCCUUACAAGUGUGGAGAAUGUGACAAAGCUUUUAUUGAAAGAAARUCACUUACUCAACAUCAGAGUAUUCAUACYGGAMAUAAACCAUACAAAUGUGAAGAAUGUGACAAAGCUUUCAUUCAAAGAUCACACCUUGUUAGCCAYCAGAAAAUUCAUACUGGAGAGAAGCCUUAUAAAUGUGAAGAAUGUGGCAAAGCUUUUUAUCAAAAAUCAAACCUUUGUAGUCACCAGAGAAUUCAUACUGGAAAGAAACCCUACAAAUGUGAGGAAUGUGGCAAAGCUUUUUAUCAAAGAUCACACCUUGUUUACCACCAGAGAAUUCAUACUGGAGAGAAGCCAUACAAAUGUGAGGAAUGUGGCAAAGCUUUUUAUCGAAGAUCACAUGUUACUAGCCACCAAAGAGUACAUAAAGGAGGAAAGUCCUGCAAAUUGAAGAAUGUUGAAAAGCUUUAA